Procambarus clarkii (red swamp crayfish) is the source of this 1203-nucleotide messenger RNA. The record is from RefSeq and is a predicted model, not a curated record. Lineage: Eukaryota; Metazoa; Arthropoda; Malacostraca; Decapoda; Cambaridae.
AUGACCUUCCUGGAGUACACCACCACUGUGACCUUCCUGGAGUACACCACCACUGUGACCUUCCUGGAGUACACCACCACUGUGACCUUCCUGGAGUACACCACCACUAUGACCUUCCUGGAGUACACCACCACUGUGACCUUCCUGGAGUACACCACCACUGUGACCUUCCUGGAGUACACCACCACUGUGACCUUCCUGGAGUACACCACCACUGUGACCUUCCUGGAGUACACCACCACUAUGACCUUCCUGGAGUACACCACCACUGUGACCUUCCUGGAGUACACCACCACUGUGACCUUCCUGGAGUACACCACCACUGUGACCUUCCUGGAGUACACCACCACUGUGACCUUCCUGGAGUACACCACCACUGUGACCUUCCUGGAGUACACCACCACUGUGACCUUCCUGGAGUACACCACCACUAUGACCUUCCUGGAGUACAACACCACUAUGACCUUCCUGGAGUACACCACCACUAUGACCUUCCUGGAGUACACCACCACUAUGACCUUCCUGGAGUACAGCACCACUGUGACCUUCCUGGAGUACACCAGUAUGACCUUCCUGGAGUACACCACCACUGUGACCUUCCUGGAGUACACCACCACUGUGACCUUCCUGGAGUACACCACCACUGUGACCUUCCUGGAGUACACCACCACUAUGACCUUCCUGGAGUACAACACCACUAUGACCUUCCUGGAGUACACCACCACUAUGACCUUCCUGGAGUACACCACCACUAUGACCUUCCUGGAGUACAGCACCACUGUGACCUUCCUGGAGUACACCAGUAUGACCUUCCUGGAGUACACCACCACUGUGACCUUCCUGGAGUACACCACCACUGUGACCUUCCUGGAGUACACCAGUAUGACCUUCCUGGAGUACACCACCACUGUGACCUUCCUGGAGUACACCACCACUGUGACCUUCCUGGAGUACACCAGUAUGACCUUCCUGGAGUACACCACCACUGUGACCUUCCUGGAGUACACCACCACUGUGACCUUCCUGGAGUACACCACCACUGUGACCUUCCUGGAGUACACCACCACUGUGACCUUCCUGGAGUACACCACCACUAUGACCUUCCUGGAGUACACCACCACUAUGACCUUCCUGGAGUACAGCACCACUGUGACCUUCCUGGAGUACACCAGUAUGACCUUCUGGAGUACACCACCACUGUGA